Molecule: messenger RNA, 1839 nt
Organism: Cygnus atratus (black swan)
Lineage: Eukaryota; Metazoa; Chordata; Aves; Anseriformes; Anatidae
Gene: HSF4
Product: heat shock transcription factor 4
Exons: 13
Coding region: 319-1839 (506 amino acids)
Biological process (GO): regulation of DNA-templated transcription
Molecular function (GO): DNA-binding transcription factor activity; sequence-specific DNA binding
Source: RefSeq, a predicted model, not a curated record
GUGACUUGCAAACCUCCCAGCACAAGGUGUGUGGCACGUGUUCCCUCUGCAUGACGCUGCGUAUUUAUUCACAGCUCUGUGAGAUCGGCUGCAGUGCAUUUUCAUUCUGUGUAUUGUUCUCUGGGGCUGGUGAUGCCAUCGCAUUGUGCUGAGUUUUUAAGAGUGUGAGCAGCACUGCUGAUGUGACUCCCUGGGAGCCUACUUUCCACUAGCCCGGGAUAAAAUUCAGUGGUUCGUUCUCUCUCGGACGCACACGCGUGCAGGGAGACAGGCACGCUGACAGCGAUGGGGUUAGUAUAGCUGGGACACUGCAAAGCUAUGCAGGAUUCACCCAGCUCUCUGGUGAUGGAUGGGUACUCCAGCAAUGUGCCAGCCUUCCUCACCAAGCUCUGGACGCUGGUGGAAGAUCCCGAAACAAACCAUCUCAUCUGCUGGAGUACGAAUGGCACCAGCUUCCAUGUGUUUGACCAAGGACGGUUUGCCAAAGAGGUGCUGCCCAAGUAUUUCAAACACAACAACAUGGCCAGUUUCGUCCGGCAGCUGAACAUGUAUGGCUUCAGGAAGGUGGUGAACAUCGAGCAAGGGGGGCUCGUCAAGCCCGAGCGGGACGACACCGAGUUCCAGCACCUCUGCUUCCUGCAGGGCCACGAGCACCUCCUGGAGCACAUCAAGAGGAAGGUGUCAGUAGUGAAAAGUGAGGAGACCAAGAUGCGCCAGGAGGACCUCAGCAGGUUGCUAUAUGAGGUACAGAUACUGAGAAGUCAGCAGGAGAACAUGGAGUGUCAAGUUCAGGACAUGAAGCAGCAAAAUGAAGUUCUUUGGCGGGAAGUUGUUUCUCUCCGGCAGAACCACUCACAGCAGCAGAAGGUGAUCAACAAGCUGAUUCAGUUUCUGUUUGGCCAGCUCCAAUCAAACCCCAGUGGCGCUGGGAUAAAGAGGAAGCUGCCUCUGAUGCUCGACAAUGGGUUGGCACAAGUGUCCAAGUUCAGCCGACAUUUGCCUACGGACCCCCUCCACGACCCCUGUUUCAUACAGUCGCCAUCGACAGAACCUGCCUCUUGCUUAAACAGCCCUGCAAUUGUUGGAGGACCCAUCAUAUCUGAUGUUACUGAAACAUCACCAUCUAACAUAAUAAAUAUGCAGUCCCCUUCUGAUAACGACAGGGAGAAGUGCCUCAUGCUGAUCAAGGAAGAGCCAGUGAGCCCUGGAAUGAAAGCCACCACCGAGCCCGACGUGCCAGGCUGCCGGGCCUGCCCUGAGCCCCCCGUGCUCCCAGUCGCCAUGGUUCAGUCUGUGCUGGAAGGCAAAGGCAGCUGUGGUGCAGUCCCACCAGGGACCUCACAGCCGCCAGAGAGAAGAGGCAGAAGAGCACUGCUGGACAGAACAGAUAUUUCAGACCCCUUGGAAGGCACCGACUGGAGUUUGGAAGGGGUGCAGCUGCUGCUGCGGAGCCAGCAGUACGGCCUGGAGCCUGCCAGCCUCCUGGAUGUCUGUAAUCCCAAUUUAUCUAUGAGUGAGUGGAAUUUGGCUGAAAUGGAAGCCAGUCUGUCCCCGAUGCAGCGACUCACGGUGGAUCUGGAGAAGAAUGCAACUGAGCUGUCAUCAAAAGUGUUCAACCCAUCAUUUAACAACACCUGCCCAGGGAAAGAUGUCGUUCUUGAAAGCACCCAGCAGUUCCUCGCUGAUCGUCAGUCCGUCUUUGGAGGUGACAUCAUCAGCUUGCCUGAAAAUUCAUCUCUUUAUGUUCCCCCUGAAAAUAUGGCUUCCUACCUGUCCUCUGUGGGCGUCCAAGGGGAUAUCCCCUUAAACCUGAGCUCUUCCACUGACAACAACCAGUGA